CGCCGCGCGCCAGUCGUGUGUUGUCCGCCGGCCGCGCUGUGUGCCGCCCGUACGCUAACCGCUCGCUCGCGCAACUUCGCUCGUAUCGCUCGUGUCGCUCGUGUUGCUCGCCCGCGCCAACAGUGCAGUGCUCAAGUGUCUGUGAAGUGCGUCUUACUGUUCCCAAGAUCUGACGUUUGCUAUCUACAGGAGUGAAGUGUGCUUCAAACAUCUGAGCCCUCUUUGCCCGCGUCCAGGAUCAAGCCCGAUAAUCCAGAGAUAUCACGUGUAGCUGAACAUGCUGUGACUACGUGAGAGACACAGACGCAGUUGCCCUGGCCCGUGGGUCGGGAGAAGAUCGAGAGAGGAGGAGAGUCGGCUAGCUGGCGGGGGGAGGGGCGGGACGGGGGCAUGGAGGACCCACAGCGCGCCGAGCACGAAGCCGCCUGCGCACUCACCAACAACAGCACGGAGCCACCAUCUGGUGUAUACUGCGAGGGUACGUUCGAUAGCUGGGUGUGCUGGCCACACACUGCCGCCAACUCCACCGCGUACGCGCCCUGUCCAGACUUUGUGCCAGGCUUCCGACCGGAACUAUUGGCGCACAAGGAAUGCACGGAGAACGGUACGUGGUGGCGCCAUCCUCAGACCGGCAACCCGUGGUCCAACUAUACCACCUGCUACAAGCCUGAGGAUGAUGUCAGUGACAUCAUCGCGGUGUACGAGGCAGGUUACAGCGUGUCGCUGGUGGCGCUUCUGGUGUCCCUCGGAAUACUGUUUUAUUUCAAGAGCUUGCGUUGCGCGCGCAUAACGGUGCACAUGAACCUGUUCGCGUCGUUCGCGGUGAACAACGCUCUGUGGCUCGCGUGGUACGCGCUCGUGGUGCGCUCGCCCGCCACGCUCGCCGCCUCGCCCGCCUGGUGCCGCGCGCUCAACGCCACGCUACAAUACGCGCUCCUCACCAACUACACCUGGAUGUUGUGUGAGGGCGUGUACCUCCACACGGUGCUGGUGAGCGCGUUCGUGUCGGAGCGUCGCCUGGUGCGCGCGCUGCUGGCGGCGGGGUGGGUGCUGCCGGCGCCCUUUGCCGCCGUGCACGCGGCGCGCCGGUCGCUGGCCGACGAGCCGCUGUGCUGGGCCGACGACGGCGCGCCCCGCCCCGAGCUCGCGGUGCUCGUCUGCAUCGCCGUCCUCCUCAACCUCGGCUUCCUGUGCAACAUAGUGCGCGUGCUGUGCACGAAGCUGCGCGCCGGCGGAGGAGUGGGCGGCGGCGCCGGGUCGGCGCGCCCGUCGGCGACGGCGCUGCACGCGUUGCGCGCCACGUGCCUGCUGGCGCCGCUCCUCGGCCUGCAGUAUCUCCUCACGCCGUUCCGGCCGCCGCGCACGGCGCGCUACUGGCUGCUGUACGAGUACGUGUCGGCGCUGACGACGUCGCUGCAGGGGCUGUGCGUGGCGGUGCUGUACUGCUUCUGCAACGGGGAGGUGCUCGCGCAGCUGAGGCGAAAGUGGCGCGUGCUCACCUUCCGCCCGAGGGCCAACUCGACCACCAACACGACGGUCUCGUUUGUGCGGUCGGGCGGCGGCGGUGCGGGCGAAGACAAGGUGUGACUAGCGGCGGGCGGUGCGGCGACGGGUGACGGCGGCGGUGGAGGCGGAGGUGGCGCGCUCGAGGCGGACCAGCACCCGCGCGCGCGCCCGCACGCAGAGCGCCGCCACGCGCCCGACGCGCGACACAUACGCUUCGAGUGCGUCGACAGCGACGACGACGCGCCGCCCGACACCCGCCUCCUGUGAGCGCGGCCCCAUGGGAACACGCGAACCUUGUGUUAACGGACGCAACCUAUGUGGAGUGCUUGUGUUCACAGAAUAGACCGAUUCGGAGCUCCCUGUGCUGACGAACCCCACCUAUGUGAAGGGCCUUAUGUUUUCAGAAGCACCUUCUUGAAGGACGAGGCGCGCCUUGUGUGACUAAAUGCGCCUUGUAUUACUUAACACGCCUUAUGUGGUGAGACGUGAUUUUUGUGACUGAAUGCGCCUUGUGUGACCGAAUACGCCUUGUGAGACGAGACGCGCCCUAUGUAUCUAACUAAACACGCCUUGUGCUACUAAAUGCGCUUUGUGUCUUGUGUAACCGGACAUUACUUGUGUGAACAAAUAAAACUCUUUCGUUUACUGAUAGGCCUUAAGGGAACAGUCGCCUUAUACAAUAAGUGGAAGAAUUGUGUGAAUUAUAAUCCAAACAGGAACUCAUUGUGUCUGAGUAAAUGCGCGUCCCUGAGAACACAACUGGUGCUGAACUUUUUUUAUUAUGCUUUGAAAGAAACGAGUGUUAAAUUAUAUUUAUUGUUAUUAUUACGAGUAUGUAUUGUAUACUGUGCUUAAGUAGAAACGAAAUGGUGUCAUGGUCGUGGUCGUCAUAAAUAAAGACCACUGUCUGUCACGCACAACGCGACGCGCUGCAGUGGGUAAACCGCCUGACUGUUGACCCCUCUGUAGGACAGGCAUAACCUUGUAUUUAUGUAAAUUAUACGGGUGCUUAUUUAUUAAUUACGAAACUUGUUAUUUCUUUCUGCCUACCCUACCCUGCUCUUAAUGAACAAUAUCAGUCGAGUCAGGGAGUAAUUAUGUUAAGAAAAUAUGUUUAUAUGUAAUGUAACUUAUUUUUAUAAUCUUUAUUUAAAGAUGUACAUCUCUCGGUCCACCUAGCAUUUUAAAUUCAAACGGUCCCUAGCUAAAUGGAAAAGUUACAUUGAGCAAAAAGUUAUUAUCUACGCAGUUUUGAAGCUGAUUUAUUAACCAUCUUUUCGUGUGUGUGUUUGAAAUUAUUUCUCAACGCUUCAAUUGUGGUGCAUGACCACAAUUCGCUUUAGUCACAAUUGGACAUUCAAACACGCUGCAUGUGCACUUAAUAUAACAAUACUGCGUAUAUUCUGUGUUAUAAAGAUAAAACUAUGCCUUCGAUGCUUUUAUAAAGAACACAAAUAGUUCAAGAUCAAAUAACAAAUGUAAAUCUGUAAAAACAUUUUUUCUCAAAAAUCACGGUUUGUCGUGAAUGUUAUUUACGUAAUCGCCAUUUGUUAUCAAGAAAAGGACAACAAUACAGCUCAGCCGUGCGGACUCGGCCGCGGACUCCCCGUUUCGCUCGCGCUGCGUUGAAGCGUACAGUUCUGUCUCGCUCGCUCGAUCGAAUGUUAAUUUACAGACGUGUGCGUGUGUGAGAGUUGCUUAUGUAGUUGAGUCGGAACAUAUUUUUUUGAUGCUAGUAUGAGCGUACCGUAUCUUCCCUUUUCGUUCCAAUCUAAUGCUCAACCAUAAACAUAUAAUAUAUAUUUUCUUAAGACCGUUGAAACUUAUAAUACUAAGUGCGCCGAUAGAUGUGUUUGGAAGUAAAUAUUCUUUUAAAUAGAAAAGUUACUAGAAAUAAUGUUAAGUGUAUUCCAAUAUUCACUUUUGUUAAAUAUGCUAAGGUUGAACAUUUCAAGGUUUUCUUGCAGCGAGUUGUGAAAAAUGUUAAUUUUUACUUCGUAAUUAAUAAAAUAUGACCUUAUCGUUGUUGUGUAAAUAAAAUGUAAAUGAUGAUAAAUCUGCUGUAAAAAUAGCUAAGAUUGAAGUUGUAACCACAAAUGCAAUCAAUAUUGUCACUGAAAUUAAUCAUAAUAAAGCACAACAUGUCCCCAUACACGACUUCUCAAACUAUACUUGUCAUCGGGAUAUUGUUUAAAUGUUGGUCGUCAGCCAAACUUAAUAUCAAUAUGACCUAUUGAAAAAGAUGCUCCUACAUUGGAUUGGACACAGGCCAGUUCUCGACAAAUGACAAAAUCACUUUCCUUUUCAAAGAAAAUUUAAUCUGUAAUCGUUUAUUGUUUGGUGUCUUAUAUUUAUUUAGUUUCCUCGUAUCUUCAUUCUGAGGUAAAAAGUCCAUCGCUUCAUAGGUUUUGAUUCGUACUCAUUUUCAACAUGUACGUUAUUUAUAAUAUUCAAACUUCCUAUUUUUGCUACUAAGAUUCUCGAAUCCUAUUUGAUUUUAAAUAUAAGAACGGCAUCUGGAAACUUGCACUUAGCGCUCUGAUCUUGGAUAAACUGCUAUAUUGAGAUGUAAUGUAUGUAGGCUGCUGUCAAUAUAAGUUUUGUAUAUAGGAUUUUAAUGAUUGUAAAUAUUGUCUUUACGCGAUGUUUUGUAAUUUGAAAAUAUAACAGUGUUAUGAUU
Messenger RNA from Chilo suppressalis (striped riceborer), 4186 nucleotides. The record is from the annotation of a GenBank genome assembly. NCBI's taxonomy places the organism in Eukaryota, Metazoa, Arthropoda, Insecta, Lepidoptera, Crambidae.